AUGAGGACCGUGUACAUGUCCACACGUAAACAGCUACCCGUGAGGAGCGUUCAUCGCAUGUUGUUACAAGCUACACAGCAGCCAGCUUCAACCGCAUCAGAGAUUGUCGUGAGAGCAUAUUUGGGUCAGACGGUGACUUUGCCCUGUAUGUACUCCUCCUGGUCUCAGAAUGGCAACAGCAUGUGCUGGGGCAAAGGCCAGUGUCCCAACUCCAAAUGCAAUGAAGAGCUUCUCCACACUGAUGGGAGUAGGGUGCUCUGGAGCAAGUCGUCAAAAUACAAACUUCAGGGGAAUAUCCAGAGAGGCGAUGUCUCCUUGACCAUCUCUAACACCAACGAAGCCGACAGCAGUGUGUACUGCUGCCGCAUAGAGGUGCCUGGCUGGUUCAACGAUGUGAAAAAGAACAUUCGCCUGCAGCUGAGUAGAGCUACAACAACCACCGAGUCAAGAACAACUCGUCGCCCAACCACCACCACUGCUAUGACGACAAGCACAGCUGUGCUUCCAACAACAGUCAUGACGACACCUGACCUCACAACUGGAACACCACUUGAGACAAAAACCACCACUGCCCUCACAACAAUGGCAACCACAUGCUCUCCAACAACACUGAGUAACCUUCCUGAGGCAACCACAAUUCUUCUGAUCACUGAGCCCUCCCCAGAAGGGCCUUUCCUCACUGAAGAAUCAGAAACUUUCCCUCCCUCCAGUGACUCCCAGACACCCUCUGAGGUGACUUCCGGAGACACUGCCUUGUUCACAUCUGAAGAGUCCAAAGAUUGGGUUCCGCAGUCAACAUCCCAGGCAUCGAUGUGGGAAAUGAGUGACUUGGUGACUUCUCCUCAGCCAAGAGCACCUGAGACAGCAAUUAUUGAGCAAAAUGGAGUUGAAUCAGAACAGAUAAAAAUGGCUGACAACUUCGAACUGCUGACGAUCAUUGCUCCCUCCCUGGGGUUUGUGCUGUUGGCAUUGCUUGUGGCAUUUUUCCUUCGAGGGAAAGUCAUGAAAACCAAUUGUUUCCAGAAACACACAAGGCUCAACAACGCUGGAGAAAGUAAAAAUGUCCUCGAUGACAUGCAGCAUGCAAGAGAAGAUGAGGAGGGUCUUUUCACACUCUAACAUGCUACCUUUUCUUAGGAUUGAGGAUUGGCACAUAAUGUGUGAAUUGUCAAAAUAAGUCCUGGAAUGUUUUGAUUUUAUUUUUUUUUAAAAGCCUCAUCUGUGCCAUUGGUGUCAUUGAUCCAGCGUUGCUUUAGUUUCACAAGUGAAAGGUACUUUAGGGACCACACUUUCUCUGCCCCGUGCUUUACUCUUCUCUGUAGCACCACUGCUAAGUGAUCUUCCACACUAUGCUUGAGCACUUUCACUGAUCAUGAG
Messenger RNA from Diceros bicornis minor, 1377 nucleotides. RefSeq names its product T cell immunoglobulin and mucin domain containing 4 (gene TIMD4). The record is from RefSeq and is a predicted model, not a curated record. The transcript is spliced from 9 exons. The coding region runs from base 1 to 1119 and encodes 372 amino acids. NCBI's taxonomy places the organism in Eukaryota, Metazoa, Chordata, Mammalia, Perissodactyla, Rhinocerotidae.